AUGGCCGCCAUAGGUGCCCUCUCCUCUCAAAACUCAAUUCAGAUGGCCAACGUGUUAACAAACUACAAGAUCCCACAGCUAAGUUACGGCUCCUUUGACCCAGUGCUGAGUGAUAAGAUUAAGUUCCCUUUUUUCUAUCGGAUGGUUCCCAGCGAAAAUGCUCAGUAUGUGGGGAUCGUUCAGCUGCUCAAGCAUUUUGGAUGGACGUGGGUCGGCCUCCUCACGUCCGAUGAUGAGAGUGGAGAAACAUUUCUGCAGACCCUGAGACCCAGGCUCCUCCAGAACAACAUUUGUCUCGCUUUCACACAACUGAUGCCAAUUAUACUGCAUGACAAUCCAAGUAAAAUCCUAGACGGCAUCUUUUCUUCUCUCUGGUUGUAUGAAGUGAAUGUCAUUCUUGUUCAUGGGGAUAUUCUGUCCAUGGAUGAGUUACGAAUAGUUCUGAUGGAUUAUGAACUUGAUGACCAGCCUCCAAUGCAGAGGGUGUGGAUCAUAACUGCUAAGUGGGAUUUCACAGCCGUGAUUGCUUGGUAUGGUUUCCCAGCACAAUCCCUCAAUGGUACCUUGUCCUUUGACCUGCACACAAAAGUGGUGCCAGGAUUUGAGGAAUUCCUUGACAGCAUAGAUGCUGAACAAUGCCAGAAGUGCCCAGAGGAUCAGUAUCCAAAUCAAAAGCAAGACCGAUGCAUUCCCAGAAGCAUCACUUUCUUGUCCUAUGGAGAGCUCUUGGGAGCAGCCUUGGCUUCCUUGGCAAUUUUGUCUUCCUUGGCCACCGUCAUGGUGGUGGGGCUCUUUGUUCUGCACUGGGACACUCCCAUCGUCAAGGCCAACAACAGGAGCAUCACUUGCACCCUCCUGGCCUCUCUGCUGCUUGGCUUCCUUUGCUCUUUCCUGUUUAUUGGCCAGCCUGGGGAGCUGACCUGUCUUCUGCGGCAAACUGUGUUUGGUAUCACCAUCUCCAUCUCAGUCUCCUGUGUGUUGGCCAAAACCAUCACUGUGGUUCUGGUCUUCAUGGCUACCAAACCAGGAAACAGUAUCAUGAAAUGGGCAGGGAAGAGGCUGGCAAUGUCUGUAAUUACUCUCUGUUCUCUCAUUCAAAUGGGUAUCUGUACCACCUGGAUAGCCACCUCUCCCCCCUUCCCAGAGCUUGACAUGCACUCCCAGAUCAGCCAGAUCACAGUGCAGUGCAACGAAGGCUCAGAGAUCAUGUUCUACCUUGUCCUGGGCUACAUGGGCUUUCUGGCCAUUCUCAGCUUCACUGUGGCUUUCUUUGCCCGAAAGUUGCCAGGCAGUUUCAAUGAAGCCAAGCUGAUUACCUUCAGCAUGUUUGUGUUCUGCAGUGUUUGGGUGUCCUUUGUCCCAACAUAUCUGAGCACCAAAGGGAAAUACAUGGUGGCCGUGGAGGUCUUCUCCAUCUUGACUUCUAGUGCUGGGCUGUUGGGCUUCAUCUUCUUUCCCAAAUGCUAUAUUAUAUUAAUGAGGCCUCAGCUGAACACCAGGGAGCAACUAGUUAGGAAAAAGAAUGGCCUUUCUUAA
This is a messenger RNA of Eublepharis macularius, 1536 nucleotides long. Its product is annotated as vomeronasal type-2 receptor 26-like. Gene Ontology annotation, cellular component: membrane. Gene Ontology annotation, biological process: G protein-coupled receptor signaling pathway. The transcript is spliced from 3 exons. Gene Ontology annotation, molecular function: G protein-coupled receptor activity. The record is from RefSeq and is a predicted model, not a curated record. The coding region runs from base 1 to 1536 and encodes 511 amino acids. NCBI's taxonomy places the organism in Eukaryota, Metazoa, Chordata, Lepidosauria, Squamata, Eublepharidae.